AUGCCGGUGCCGCCGAUAGCGCAGAAAAACCAAACCUGUUUCUCCUUGGUGUCCAUUUCGUGCGCGGGCAGAGGCGUGACACACGCGACCGCCGAUCCGACCGGGCAACUGAACCAACAAGCCCGCAGACAAGAAGACACGGUAGCGGGCACAGGUCCAAACGUCGACUGGCGGUCGCGGCUUCGUAAGAUUGCCUUAAACAACGUGCUGUUAGCCAACAACACGUGGGACGUGGCGCUU
Iphiclides podalirius (scarce swallowtail) is the source of this 240-nucleotide messenger RNA. The record is from the annotation of a GenBank genome assembly. Lineage: Eukaryota; Metazoa; Arthropoda; Insecta; Lepidoptera; Papilionidae.